CUGCGCUUAGAAUACAAAAGAGGAGCUGCUAACCAGAAAUUCGCCACCUUCCAGGAGAACAAUAUUUUACUAAUUUUAUUUGAAUUGUAACAGGCAAUACAAGGGCCACUCAGCGUGGAUUUAUUUUUUUGCAUCCGAAUUAAUAGAGGAAAGGCAUGGAAUUACUUUACUUUCAAACCGCUAUCGGAAAAAUAGCAUGGAUAUCGGAAUGGAGAUUACAGAUACUUAUGUUUUUUGCGUGUGCGAUACAAGCUUCAUACGGGCAGGUUCAAUAUUCUAUACCAGAAGAGAUGACGAAAGGUUCCUUUGUGGGGAAUAUCAUACAGGACUUGGGACUGGAUAUUAAACGAUUAAAAUCGGGUAGAGCUCGGAUCUUUACCGAAGAUAGCCGUGAGUAUAUUGGGCUGAAUACUGACAAAGGGACACUGAUAGUGAAAGACAGAAUUGAUAGGGAAGAAUUAUGUGGCAGUACGUCUCCAUGUACAUUAAAUUUUCAGAUUAUCUUUGAAAACCCAAUGGAGUUGUACCGUAUUAAUGUGGAAAUACUAGAUAUUAAUGACAAUCCUCCCGUUUUUCCAAACAAAGAAAUUAAUUUGGAAAUAAGUGAGUCGUCUUUUCCCGGGACGCGAUUCUUAUUACAGAGCGCAGUCGAUCCUGAUGUAGGACUAAAUUCUCUCCAGAGUUACUCACUGAAACCUACUGACCAUUUUAUAUUAAAGCUGCACUCUCGCUCUGACGGCAGCAAAUACAUAGAAAUGAUGCUCCAGACUGCUCUGGAUAGAGAAAAACAAAGAGAGCACAAACUAGUCUUAACUGCAGUAGAUGGUGGAAGCCCCCAGAAGUCUGGUACAGUUCAGAUAAAUAUAUUUGUAUUAGACGCAAAUGAUAAUGCCCCUGUUUUCAGUCAGGGUAUUUACAAAGCAGCCGUGAAGGAAAACGCAGAGAUCGGUACAGUGGUGUUGAAGGUCAGUGCGUCUGAUGCUGAUUAUGGAACUAACGGAGAAGUGACUUACAUAGUUUCUCACAGCAAAGACAGUACUUCUGAACUGUUUGAGUUAAAUCCCAUUACUGGUGAGGUGAAAGUGUAUGGGAAGCUGGAUUUUGAGAAAUCUAAAAAUUACGAAAUCAAUGUAGAGGCAAGAGACGAAGGAGGCUUAACAGACUCCAGUAAAGUGUUAAUUGAAAUUCUAGACGUGAACGACAAUGUUCCUGUGAUAACGCUAAUGUCAUUUUCCAACCCUAUCCGGGAAGAUUCUUUGCCGGACACUGUCAUAGCAAUGCUAAAUAUCAAAGACUUAGAUUCAGGAAAAAACGGAGAGCUUCGAUGUUCCAUUAGCGAGAAUGAACCUUUUCAAAUUAAAUCUUCUUCUUCUAAUUUUUUCAGUUUGGUCACAAAUCAGGUUUUGGAUCGCGAAAAAAUCUCAGAGUAUAAUAUUACGAUUAUUGCCACAGACGGGGGAUCGCCUCCUUUUUCUAGUAACAAAACCCUGACUCUCAGAAUAUCGGAUGUUAACGAUAAUGCUCCUGUGUUCGAGAAAAGAAUAUACAGUGCACAUAUUAUGGAAAACAACUCACCCGGGGUAUCUAUAUUUUCAAUUAAAGCUGUGGACGCGGACUCCGGGCCUAAUGCCCAUAUCUCAUAUUUCCUGCAGGAUACAAUAAUUAGUGGAAUUUCGGUUUCGUCAUAUUUUUCAGUGAAUUCGGAGAGCGGCUCCAUUCAUGCGGUGCGCUCUUUUGAUUAUGAGAGAAUUAAAGAGUUACAAUUUCAAGUCAAAGCGCAGGAUGGAGGUUCUCCGCCAAUGAGUAGUACUGUGGAUGUAAUUAUCUUUAUUAAGGACCAGAACGACAACUCUCCACAGGUCCUCUACCCAGUGCACACUGAUGGCUCUCUGGUGGCUGAAAUGGUGCCUCGUUCAGCAGAUCUACAGUGA
Molecule: messenger RNA, 1931 nt
Organism: Lepisosteus oculatus (spotted gar)
Lineage: Eukaryota; Metazoa; Chordata; Actinopteri; Semionotiformes; Lepisosteidae
Source: RefSeq, a predicted model, not a curated record